Messenger RNA from Aspergillus melleus, 195 nucleotides. Its product is annotated as Trafficking protein particle complex subunit 31. Lineage: Eukaryota; Fungi; Ascomycota; Eurotiomycetes; Eurotiales; Aspergillaceae. The record is from RefSeq and is a predicted model, not a curated record. The transcript has a single exon. The coding region runs from base 1 to 195 and encodes 64 amino acids. Gene Ontology annotation, biological process: endoplasmic reticulum to Golgi vesicle-mediated transport. Gene Ontology annotation, cellular component: TRAPPIII protein complex; TRAPPII protein complex; TRAPPI protein complex.
AUGAACCAGCUCAGCUGCGCAGCGUUCGUGGCGGGGAUCAUCGAGGGCGUGUGCGAUGGGUGCGGGUUCGAGGCGAAGGUCACGGCUCAUAAUCAGCCGACGGAGAUGUGGCCGAGUCGAACGAUCUUUUUGCUCAGGUUUGGGGAGAGUGUCAUGGAGAGGGAGAAGGUGUUGGAGAGGGCGGGGGUGAAAUAA